UCUUGUCUUUCUUCUUUACAGAUUUUCUUGAUAUUAGGAUAUUUAUCAUUGUCAUCAUCGCUACCAACAAAUGAUGCUAAAAAAUUACCUAAAUUUGAAGAUAGUAGUUUACAGUCAAAAAGAGACUUAAGUCUUAGUUAUUCGGCCACAGACAUAGGUUCUAAGGAUGGAUCACGUGCAAAAACAAUUACAGUCAUAAAAAAUGUUGCUGGUAAAAAAGAGGAAGCCCUUAAAAUUGAUCCUAAGUUGCAUAAACAUGAAAACUGGGGUUCUGAAUUCCGUGAUAACUUUGAUUCGUAUGGAAUUAUACCAGAUGUACCUGAUAUUGAUGAUCUAUUUGAAUUUGUAAACAAAAAAAAGGAAGAAAAAAAACCUAAGGAAAAAGAUAGCCCUGAAGCUAAGGAGCCUAAAGGAAAGGAUAAAAAACCAAACAAAGGUAAGGAAGAACCACCCAAAGAAACCAAAAAAGAAGAACCAACCCCAUCACCUCCUCCAGUAGAAGAAGUCACUGAGGAGGUCAAGGAUGAAAAAGUUGAAAAAAUUGCUGGAGAUGCUGAGUUACUUAUGCCUCCAGGCAAGCAAGGAAAAGUUAAAUCCCAAUCACUAGAUAUGGGUAGAUACAGCGUUCGCGAAAAUUUUAAUGAUGACAACUAUGCAGCUCCACAACAUUCAGGUCAGCAACAAUUCUCUCAGACCGAAAAGAAAAGUGAGAAAUUCAUUCUACCGCCUGCAGGUCCUUACAACUAUCCGGAACCGAGUCUUAAAGGGUAUGUUCCGCCAAAUGGUAAUCCAGCACAACCACAAGCGCAAGCAGAUGUCCCUCGAGGAAGUAUUAUUGUGACAACACCCUCUGGCAAAUCAUUUGACUCUCCAAUCGAAAACUCAACAUCUAAUACUCCUUAUCUUGCGCCGAACUUUAGACGAAACCAAAACUCAGUCCCCAAUCAGCAAUUUCCAUCAAGUUCUCAGCGGCCGUAUGUUGCUCCCAACGUCCGCAAACCAUAUGAAGUGACGAUUAAUAACAGCAGUCCACCACCAGAUUGUGCUCAACCACCAGGUGUAUUCAAUAAUAGAGCGCCAAUUACUUUCAAUGGCUAUAGAAAUGUUGUACCUAACAUUAGACCAGAUGUCUUCAGAGGCUACAGACCACGAUCAAGAGGUCUGCGGUUCUACUAAUCAUAUAAUUUUAAAUGAAGCAUUUAGCCUAUAUUAUAAUAGUACUUAAAAUUAUUAUGUGAAUAAAAUAAAUAAAUCAA
This is a messenger RNA of Episyrphus balteatus (marmalade hoverfly), 1256 nucleotides long. RefSeq lists its product as uncharacterized. The transcript has a single exon. The annotation marks the transcript as partial. The record is from RefSeq and is a predicted model, not a curated record. NCBI's taxonomy places the organism in Eukaryota, Metazoa, Arthropoda, Insecta, Diptera, Syrphidae.